Messenger RNA from Clarias gariepinus (North African catfish), 1553 nucleotides. RefSeq lists its product as uncharacterized. Lineage: Eukaryota; Metazoa; Chordata; Actinopteri; Siluriformes; Clariidae. The coding region runs from base 154 to 1338 and encodes 394 amino acids. The record is from RefSeq and is a predicted model, not a curated record. Gene Ontology annotation, molecular function: DNA binding. The transcript is spliced from 3 exons.
AUAAUUUUUAUUUGAUUAAUUUGUUUUCAGCACCUGGAUUUUUUAUUUGUAUAUUCAAGAAAUCGCUCUCUAGUUAUUAUACAAGACUCCACUCUGCUUAUAUUUUAAUGCACUCCCCGCGGCCAUUUUUGAAUAAUAGAAAUAAUAACGUAAAUGCACUGCAGAUACACCGCCAGUCCUAUAGAGGGCAGUACAGCACGUCAUAGCCACAGCGCUCAGAACAAAACCAACUCUCAAAUGGCGGCACGAAAACGAAGCAUAGUGUGGUCGUUUUUCCAAGCCGAGGACGAAAAAAGAGUAUUAUGUCUCCUUUGUAUGAAAACGGUUUUAUAUUUUGGUCACACGACCAACAUGCUUCGCCAUUUACGAGCGAAACAUCCAAAUGAUUUCUCCGCUUUGGACAAGAGAAAAUCCACCGCGGGGAAAACCGCGUCCGCUCAUAAUAACGGCUGUGUGGAAGUGACCGUGAUGAUGGACGAGCAGCAGGUGGAAGUCCCGGCUGAGGUGGGAGAUGCUGAGAUGGACGGGGCGAUCCGAGGGAUCCUGUGUGCCGCAGCAGGAGAAGCGCCGACUGAAGGAGAGGCGUCCGGGUGCGAAGGCGAGGGUCGGGGCACCCAGGAGGGCAGCCCGGCACCGACUCAAACCCCGACCUCGCGCAAGUGGAGCGCAGUCUGGGUUCACUACCGCAAAGUGGACCAGGAGAAGAAGGCGCUGUGUUUGCUGUGCAUGGAGAAGAUCCAGCACCAAAGCAGCACCAGCAAUCUCAUCAGACACCUGCAGAACAAGCACCCCACCGAAUAUGCGCAGCUCGAGGAACAUUCGCAGAAACGCCCCCCCAAACGCAAAAAUGAGGAUCCGGAUUACGUGCCUGCAACUUCACCCAAAGCCCGGAACGUUCCAGCCAGCCGGAUGGUACCGUCUCCCCUCAACAGCAGUCUAACAGUGGUUGACUGGAGCGACGGGCGGAGGAUCCUGGAGCGUGAGCGGGAGCUGACGGAGGCGCUGAGGCGUGUGCAGCAGGAAGAGGGGCGGAGUUUGCAGCAGCAGAGGGAUUUGAUGCAGCAGAUCCGAGAGCUAGACGCAGAGCGGCGAGCGCUUCAGAACCAGAAACGCGAGCAGGAGGACGAACAUCACAGACUGAAGAGGGAACGGGAGGACCUGGAAACCAUCAGGAUGGAGAUUGCGAAGGAAAAAGAAGAACUCCAGAAGGAGAAGGAUGAGCUGUUUAAGGCCAAAGAGGAGUUUCGGAAGGAGAGGGAGGAGCUGGAGAGACAGAGACAGGACAUGCAUAGAGAGGGACACAUACAGGGCCAAGUGUCCGAGUUUUACAACUGUUGAUUUGUCUUAACGCUUUACUGUUAACGCAAGCUCUUUCCAGUUCUUUGUAAUUUUUAACAUGUUUAGUGACCGUAGCUGACAGAUUGCAUUACUCUGACGUUGCAGCAGGAUAAAGACGUCCAGGCGCGUGAUGUUCCUGUAAACCGCACGUUUCACUCUGUCAUUUUUAUCAUUGUAAAUUCUGCAGAACUCAAUACAGCGCUCUCCCUCACACA